Oppiella nova is the source of this 993-nucleotide messenger RNA. The record is from the annotation of a GenBank genome assembly. NCBI's taxonomy places the organism in Eukaryota, Metazoa, Arthropoda, Arachnida, Sarcoptiformes, Oppiidae.
UCUCCACGUUGGCAGAUAACCAAUGGACAGGUAGACAGAGCUGAACAGACACUCAGAAAUGCACUAAAAAUGAAUGACAGGUCUGACAAGAAUUUGAAGGAACAAUUGUCUGAGUUAUUUGAAUAUCUACAAAAGGUGCAAUCAACUGAAAGUGCAAAACAAGAAUACACAAUAUUAGACCUGGUAAAAACACCUAAACUUAGAAAAAUAUCAUUUAUAACAUGGUAUUGCUGGGUUACAAACGCACUACUUUACUAUGGACUCAGUUUUAAUAUGUCUGACUUUGGGGGUUACGCUGGGAUACCAGGGUUGGCGUAUUGGCUACAAGAUUAUCGAUAUAUGCAAUUUGCGUCAUUAAUACCAUUGACUGUAAUUCUCCACGUUGGUGACCUGGUAAAAACACCUAAACUUAGAAAAAUAUCAUUUAUAACAUGGUAUUGCUGGGUUACAAACGCACUACUUUACUAUGGACUCAGUUUUAAUAUGUCUGACUUUGGGGGACUGGUAGAGUUACCCUCACAGAUAUUGUCGGCGCUAUUCCUUCGCUUUAUUGGUCGCAGAAUAUUAUUUGCAAUAUUUAUGGUCAUGACUGGUGUCUCUUGUUUUGUCCCGUCCACCAGUGAAUGGCUUAAAGUGAUGUUUGCAUUAUUAGGCAAAUUUGGAGUGAAUAGUGCCUGGAAUGUGAUGGCAAUACACGGCCCCGAGCUCUACCCCACAGUCUUGAGGCAGAGGGGAAUGGGUGUCGCGUCGGUCAUCGGAAGGAUUGGAUCCAUUAGCGCACCCUUUAUGAAAAAUUUGACGGCCACUUCUGGAUUAACACUGGUUAUGACACUGUAUGGUACCCUGACAUGUGUCGGCGCCGUUUUGGGACUAUUUCUUCCCGAAACAAAGGGACGAGAAAUUCCUGAUACUAUAGAAGAGGCAGAAAAUGUUGACUCAAUUGAAUUGAAUAACAUUAAGGAUAAACAACAUGAAAAUAAUGGAAAAUCUUAA